AUUGUUUCAGCACCAACCUCUCCACCGUUGGUGUUAGCCAUUCGAAACACCACGGUGGGCUGUGUUUCCAUUGCGGUAGAGCCACCCGCAGAUAUGCAAGGUGACUUGGUUGGCUACCACUUGCUUCUUCAACGUCUUAACGACAAUGAACCGAGGAGAGAGUUUUUGCCUGCAAACGUGAGCAGUCCAUACACAGUUUGUCGUCUUCAUGCUCGUACCUCUUACGCCCUGUCAGUGGAAGCCGACAACGGGUUUGGCAAGUCUCCACCGGCUCGAAAAGUAUUUUUCACUGAUGAGACCGUUCCAUCUGGAGCUCCAGCACACAUUGAUGUGAAACCUGCAGUUGGUGCACCGUCGAUCACCGUUUCCUGGAGAAAACCGAGCAAUGCCACAGGCCACAUCACCCGAUAUCAUCUUUACCACAAGGUGCAUGGCCAUGCGAAGUGGAAAGUCGAUCACCUGAGUGUCACCCGACCCGAGCAGACCUCAUAUAAAUUCGAGUUGAACGGACUCGAGCCGUCUACGAAAUACCACUUUCGGCUGUCGGCGUCAAGCACGAAAGGUGAAGGACAGCGAAGUGUCGAACACGUGGUGAUGACUGAUGUCCCAGUGCCAGCUGCACCAGAAAUCUCUUCACUGACCUUUGACUGCAAAAAUGGCAUCCUCCUGCAGUGGAAUUCCAACGAAGGGCAGAGCUGUGAAGUGGAGAUCACUAACGAAACAAGCACAUUACGAUUUAACACCAGCGCUUCGAAGCUCGACGUGAUCGACCUGGCCCUUCAUGACGAGUACAAGGUGAGGGUAAUGUGCAUGGUACGAAGCAUCGUCGACAGCCGGGUAACACUGAAAGGACCCUGGGGCAAUGAACAACGCUUCGUGCUAAGUCAUCAAUGCUCCUACCAGUCAUCUGUCUGCUCUCCAAACAGCAAAUGCAUGAGGUUGAGAGAUAGCACGAGUCCUCCUCGUUUUUCACUGCUGGUGGCCAUCUCGGCGUUGGUACUGUUCGUUGUGCUUUGUUUCCUGAUCAUCUACUCCUUGAAAGGCCGCUGUCUCGAUAUAAAAAUGCUCAUCAAGAAGAAGGAAAAGUGCGUCUACCUCGAGGAACUCAGCCCUCUUGUCUACGGUCUACUGGAUAAUGUUUCAGAUUCAACAACAUGCGACGACAUUCCCGUGGAACUUUUUUAUGGCUACUGUGAGGAUUUGGCGCGGAACGACAAUGCGAAGUACACAUCCCAAUUUCAGAUUGCGCCUUCGCACUCGUGCGCCCAAUUGAAAGUGUAA
This is a messenger RNA of Ostertagia ostertagi, 1281 nucleotides long. Lineage: Eukaryota; Metazoa; Nematoda; Chromadorea; Rhabditida; Trichostrongylidae. The record is from the annotation of a GenBank genome assembly.